Messenger RNA from Linnemannia hyalina, 507 nucleotides. NCBI's taxonomy places the organism in Eukaryota, Fungi, Mortierellomycota, Mortierellomycetes, Mortierellales, Mortierellaceae. The record is from the annotation of a GenBank genome assembly.
AUGAAGGACACCAUCAACUUCUAUCGUCAGGGAGACGCAUACGGCGAGUUCUCCAACUUCUUCUAUGCCCCCAUCACUAUCGGCGGACAGGAAUGGCCCACGACAGAACACUACUUUCAAGCACAAAAGUUUGCCCAUAUCGAAGACAAGCAGUAUGUCGAAUUGAUUCGCAUUUCCAAGACGCCAGGCGAUGCUGCCAAACUCGGUCGGAAUAGAUCGUUUCCCUUGAGGCCGGAUUGGGAGGAGAUCAAGGACGAUGUGAUGCGCGAAUGCGUGCUGCAAAAGUUCCUGCAGCAUCCUGAUCUUGCCAAGGUGCUGAGAGGGACCGGGGACCGGUAUCUUAAUGAGCAUACGAAGAAUGACAGAUAUUGGGCGGAUGGAGGGGAUGGGAAGGGCAAGAACAUGCUCGGGGUUGUGUUGAUGGAGGCGCGGACCAAGAUUGCCAACAUGACGGCUGAGCAGAUUGCCGAGGAGGUGGCCAAGGCACAAGGAACCACUGUUGCUUGA